This is a messenger RNA of Limulus polyphemus (Atlantic horseshoe crab), 1697 nucleotides long. RefSeq names its product solute carrier organic anion transporter family member 5A1-like. Gene Ontology annotation, cellular component: membrane. Gene Ontology annotation, biological process: transmembrane transport; sodium-independent organic anion transport. The transcript is spliced from 5 exons. The record is from RefSeq and is a predicted model, not a curated record. Gene Ontology annotation, molecular function: protein binding. NCBI's taxonomy places the organism in Eukaryota, Metazoa, Arthropoda, Merostomata, Xiphosura, Limulidae. The annotation marks the transcript as partial.
AUUAAUUCACUUUUACAGCACUGAGUUUGACCACUUUCAAGUGAAUCUCACUGCUGACUGUAACCUCGGGUGUCAGUGUACUCCUUAUGAAAUUGAACCUGUGUGUGGCCGAAAUGGAAUAACGUACUUUUCUCCUUGCCAUGCUGGAUGUCGACUUGAUAACGACCGUAUUCAAGGGAUAGGCAUAAUACAGAACUUUACCAGCUGUGCUUGUAUUCCAACAAACAAAACUAUACUUCGAGAUGUAACGGCAGUUCCACUCGCUACAUAUGGCUCCUGUCCACAGGUGUGCAAAGCUAUGAUUCCUUUCAUGGUUCUUCUUUUUAUCAUGACACUGGUUGUCUCAAUCAUGCAGAUGCCUGUACUGAUGAUAACCCUCAGAUCUGUUAGUGAAGAGGAACGAUCCUUUGCCUUAGGGAUGCAGUUUGUUAUUUUCCGGCUGUUUGGAUAUAUUCCUUCACCUAUAAUGUUUGGUAAUGUCAUUGACUCGACAUGCUUGGUUUGGAAAGCAUACUGCGGAAGGCCAAGUGGGUUUUGUCUGAUGCACGACAUUGAACAGUUCCGACUGAGGUACAUUGGAGUAUGUACAGGGUUAAAGGUCGUUUCAGGAUGUUUGUUCUUCCUUGACUGGGUUCUCAUCUCUUGGAAACAGAGAAAAGACAUUGAACAACCUGUGGCCAUGACCCUUGGGGAACUGGUAUCCUCUGUUAUGUCUAUGGACCGACACUCGGCCAUGGGAGAUUUCAUUCACGAUGAUGUAAGGACGGGAACACUUCGUAGUGACGAAGAAAUGCAACCAUUGGAAGAUGACCACACCGGUCUUCGUCCAGGUUCAGAACAAGCAGAGGGAGAUUUCAUUCACGAGGAUGUAAGGGAAGGAACACAUCAUGAUAAGGAAGAAGUGCAACCAUUGGAAGAUGACCACACCGGUCUUCGUCCAGGUUCAGAACAAGCAGAGGGAGAUUUCAUUCACGAGGAUGUAAGGGUAGGAACACGUCAUGAUAAGGAAGAAGUGCAACCAUUGGAGAAUGAUCACACUUAUUCUUAUCACAAUUCAUCCAAUAACCAGGCUAAAGAAAGAUAAUAUCUCAGGAGAGUGUUUCAACUGGGAAAAUAAAAGUUAGUAAAACUUUGUUAUAAAUCAAGGUUAUUAAUCUAGACAAUACCGUAUCAACAUUAGGAGAUGGUAGGGUGGCCUUAUCCAGGAAUAACAGCAUUGAGUGGGUAGAAUCAGCAAGGUAGGGUGGCCUUAUCCAGGAAUAACAGCAGUGAGUGGGUAGGAUCAGCAACGUUUGGACAUUAGUUGUAGAAGCCGUGAAUGAAAUGGUUUGUAUUCUUUAUUGUCUGGAUGACCUGUUCAGAUUAGAAGCUGUGAAUGAAAUAGUUUGUAUUCUUUAUUGUCUGGAUGAACUGUUCAGAUUAGAAGCUGUGAAUGAAAUAGUUCGUAUUCUUUAUUGUCUGGAUGAACUGUUCAGAUUAGAAGCUGUGAAUGAAAUGGUUCGUAUUCUUUAUUGUCUGGAUGACCUGUUCAGAUUAGAAGCUGUGAAUGAAAUAGCUCAUGUUCUUUAUUGUCUGGAUGAACUGUUCAGAUUAGAAGCUGUGAAUGAAAUGGCUCGUGUUGUUGUCUGGAUGAACUGUUCAGAUUAGAAGCUGUGAAUGAAAUGGCUCGCGUUGUUGUCUGGAUGAACUGUUCAGAU